Messenger RNA from Quercus robur (English oak), 2308 nucleotides. Its product is annotated as inositol-tetrakisphosphate 1-kinase 1-like. The coding region runs from base 196 to 1068 and encodes 290 amino acids. The record is from RefSeq and is a predicted model, not a curated record. Gene Ontology annotation, biological process: inositol trisphosphate metabolic process. Gene Ontology annotation, molecular function: inositol-1,3,4-trisphosphate 6-kinase activity; inositol-3,4,5,6-tetrakisphosphate 1-kinase activity; magnesium ion binding. The transcript has 2 exons. NCBI's taxonomy places the organism in Eukaryota, Viridiplantae, Streptophyta, Magnoliopsida, Fagales, Fagaceae. Gene Ontology annotation, cellular component: cytoplasm.
AACCCUAAAGUCACCCCCCAACAAAGCAUAACGGCCUCUCCUCUUCUCUGUUUUUCCUUCUCUGCCAUUUCCGUUCUCUCCCCCAAAGCUUAUUUUUAACACUACUCAUUUUUUCACUCUCUCUAAACGACUCGCCGUUUUCGCAAACUUUUACACACACUUUUUGUUUAAUGUGUGCGUCUACGACAACCAGCAAUGACUGAACCUGAACGCGAACGCGAACGCGGACCACCGAGAUUCACCGUGGGCUACGCUUUGGCGCCGAAGAAGCAAAACAGCUUCAUCAGAGACUCGCUCGUUAAUCUCGCGAGAUCUCGCGGGAUCGAUCUCGUGAAGAUCGACACGACCCGACCUCUCGCGGAUCAAGGCCCGUUUCACUGCGUGCUCCACAAGCUUUACGGCCAAGAAUGGAAGGAGCAACUCGGCGAGUUCCGACUCAGAAACCCUAAUGCCGUCAUCAUCGACUCGCCCGACGCGAUCGAGCGGCUCCACAACCGAAUCUCCAUGCUACAGGUCGUUUCGGAGCUCGAAAUCGAGUCUCGGAGCUUAACGUUUGGGAUCCCGAAGCAAAUCGUUAUAUACGACAAGGAAACUCUCUUCGAUCAACAAUCUUGGGUGGCUUUGAAGUUUCCGGUUAUCUCGAAACCCUUGGUCGCCGACGGGAGCGCCAAAUCGCACAAAAUGGCUUUGGUUUACAACCACGACGGCCUCAACAAGCUCAAGCCCCCAAUCGUGCUCCAAGAAUUCGUUAACCACGGCGGAGUCAUCUUCAAGGUCUACGUCGUCGGCAGCCACGUACAGUGCGUGAAACGCAAGUCGUUGCCGGACGUGUCGGCCUCCUCUUCCUCUACUUCCGGCGACGCGGCGGUGCUUCCGUUUUCGCAGGUGUCGAACAUCGCCACCGACGAGAAAGCCGAGGAGAAGUACUACGAGAUGAUGGAUUUGGACGACACGAAGAUGCCGCCGCAGGAAUUCAUCGAAGGCAUAGCGAAUGGGUUGCGGGGAGCGUUGAAGUUGAACCUGUUCAACUUCGAUGUGAUUCGAGACGCCAGAAUUAGACUGGAGUGAAAGGUACGAGGGUUAAACUAUUGAUGAUAUCUUUCCAGUGACCUAGUGUGGGCUAGGGAUUAUAGAGGUGCCAUUGUUGCAUGCUUAUGACUUACCUAAUUCAAUGGUGUUUAUCUGUGGAGAAAGGGCUUGAGUGCUGACAUUAUAAACCUAGAUAAAAGAUAUUUGGCCUGCAGGCUUAUCUGUUGGUUGGUGUGAUCAUUGUCUACAGUUAUAUUUAUUUGUAAUGUACUUUGCUAUGGCCUAUGACCCAUAUUUUGAGGGGUUUACCAACUUUAAUACUGAUUAUUCUGUUCUGUAUUAGUGUUUAGAUCCCAACAAAUCACAAUGGUGUCAAAUUUCCAACACCUUGUAAUGUUUUCUGAUUCAUAAAACUUUUUGGUGUCUGAUUAAACACAAUGCUAGCUUUUACAUAGACUUACGAAACACUUGUAUGCAUUAUUUGAUAUAUGUCUUACAUGUAUAUAGUGUAAUAUGAUGAGUAUUUAUGCCUUCCAGCCCCCACUUGUAGAAUACUGUACUUGUGUUGGCUUUGCAAUGGCUUAUUGUCUGGAGUUUAAAGAUGAUUUUUUAAUGUUAUUGAAAUGUUAGAUUGAAUUAGUAGACGCGUUCAAAGAGUGUCCCAAAAUUGUUGGAGUCCAUUUAUACAAACACAUGUAUGGCCGUAUGGUUGAAAUGUCACGGCCACAAAUUCUGGUAGAGAUAUUAGUGUAGGAAAGGUGAUUGGGGUAAAGUUUAAAUUGAAGUGAAUACGUAGGACAAAUUGGGGAAUUUGUCUACAUGCGAGUGUGGAGGGUUUAAGGUUAGGUCUGUUAGGAGAACUUGUAGUUCUAGGGUUUAGAAUUGUUGAAGAAAGGAUUAUGGGGUUGUGUAAGAAUUAAAAGAUGGUUUGAUGAGUUAUUUUGAUGGCUAUUUGUUAGACGAAAGUAUGUGGAGUUUUAGGGUUUUGAUAGGUAAAAGAAAUGACUUGAUUUGGGGGUUGUAAGGAAGAAUGUAAAGAUAGGAUUUUAUGGUUUUCAGGGGCUGUAUGAAUACCGUACCCUUGAACAGUAUUACCACUACAAGAAAAGAACAAAAGAUGGAAGAGAAGGAGAGAAAAGAACCCACAAAGGCCAACAUGCCUCAAUGCUCAAAACACUCAAUACUUUUGUUAAUCAACAUCUCUCUCUCUCUCUCUCUCUGAGUAAAUUGAGAACAAAUAUAUAUAUAUAUUUAUAUAUAUUUUGACUCAAAGAAAAUA